This is a messenger RNA of Parastagonospora nodorum SN15, 513 nucleotides long. RefSeq lists its product as hypothetical. The record is from RefSeq and is a predicted model, not a curated record. NCBI's taxonomy places the organism in Eukaryota, Fungi, Ascomycota, Dothideomycetes, Pleosporales, Phaeosphaeriaceae. Bases 1 to 513 code for a protein of 170 amino acids. The transcript has 2 exons.
AUGUCGAACCGAUACGCCUUCGGCGAGAUCGAUCCGUUCCUGAACAACGACAACCCCAUACCGAAUUUCUUGACGGGAAUGAUCAGGUGUGAGCCGUGGCCAGACCUAUCCGCGAUCAACGCUGGACAAGAUGUUUUCGGCACAGGUAUCGAAUACGUUUACAACGACAUUGUGAGGAUUCUAAAAAAAACACUGAUGCACGAUUUACGCCAACUCAAAUUACCAGGGUGCAAAGCAGUGUCGAAAUUCGCGGAUUUCCAUGCUGGGGCAAUCGCUGUGUUACAACGCAUGGCCGUUCAGACUGGCAGUGGGCGACUUGUGAGGAGGAUGGCAAUUGUUGGGAGGACCAUGGAGAUUGGCUUACACGAUCACUUCGUCAGGCUGCUGCAUAUGGUGCUACACCAGGGCAUGACUAAGACGGAGGCACAGCGGGCUUUUCGGGAUGUGCAUGAUUUGGUGGAUGGAAGUUUGACAGUGAGGAGGAUGCGUCUCGCGGUGAACACAGAUAUUUGA